This is a messenger RNA of Dipodomys ordii (Ord's kangaroo rat), 942 nucleotides long. Its product is annotated as olfactory receptor 10R2-like. Gene Ontology annotation, molecular function: G protein-coupled receptor activity; olfactory receptor activity. Gene Ontology annotation, cellular component: membrane. Bases 1 to 942 code for a protein of 313 amino acids. Gene Ontology annotation, biological process: G protein-coupled receptor signaling pathway. NCBI's taxonomy places the organism in Eukaryota, Metazoa, Chordata, Mammalia, Rodentia, Heteromyidae. The transcript has a single exon. The record is from RefSeq and is a predicted model, not a curated record.
AUGGCUAACUCCUCCUUGGUGACGGAGUUCCUCCUGUUGGGUUUCUCCAGCCUCGGGGACCUGCAGUUUGUUCUUUUUGGGGUGUUUCUCUGCCUCUAUCUGGUCAUCUUGAGUGGGAACGUCAUCAUCAUCUCAGUGGUCCGCUUGGACCGCAGUCUGCACACACCCAUGUACUUCUUUCUGGGUGUUCUUUCCACCUCAGAGAUCUUCUAUACACUUGUCAUCCUGCCCAAGAUGCUUAUUAACCUGUUCUCUGUCCUGAGGACGCUCUCCUUCGUGAGUUGUGCCACCCAGAUGUACUUCUUCCUCGGGUUUGCCCUCACCAAUUGCCUGCUGCUGGGGGUGAUGGGUUAUGACCGCUACGCUGCCAUCUGCCACCCCCUGCGGUACCCCACUCUCAUGAGCUGGAAAGUGUGUAAGCAGCUGGCAGGAACUUGCAUUGCUGUCGGCUUCCUGAUGUCUCUAGUAGGGACAAAUUUGGUCUUCAAUCUCCCUUUCUGUGGUCCGAACAAGGUUGACCAUUACUUUUGUGAUAUCUCACCAGUCAUCCGCCUAGCCUGUGCUGAGAGUCACGUCCAUGAAAUGGUCAUCUUCCUCUGUGGGGUUUUCUUGCUCGUGGUGCCCUUGACCUUCAUCUGCAUCUCUUACAGCUUCAUUGUCCGCACCAUCCUGAAGAUACCAUCCACUGAGGGCAAGCAGAAGGCCUUCUCCACCUGUGCCUCCCAUCUCAUUGUGGUCACCGUCCAUUACGGCUGUGCAUCAUUUGUCUACCUGAGACCCUCCACCAAAUAUACCACAGGCAAAGACAGGCUAGUGACAGUGACCUACACCAUCAUUACCCCACUACUGAAUCCCAUGGUGUACAGCCUCAGGAACAAAGAUGUACAGCUGGCCAUUCGCAAGGUGAUUGGGAGGACUGGCUUUUCUCUUAAGACUUUAUAA